Messenger RNA from Jaculus jaculus (lesser Egyptian jerboa), 4598 nucleotides. It is a transcript of the gene Cc2d2b, whose product is annotated as coiled-coil and C2 domain containing 2B. Bases 1 to 4578 code for a protein of 1525 amino acids. Lineage: Eukaryota; Metazoa; Chordata; Mammalia; Rodentia; Dipodidae. Gene Ontology annotation, biological process: protein localization to ciliary transition zone; non-motile cilium assembly. Gene Ontology annotation, cellular component: ciliary transition zone. The transcript is spliced from 35 exons. The record is from RefSeq and is a predicted model, not a curated record.
AUGCGCCGGCCGCCAGCGCGGGAACGAGGCGCCGCGCGGGCCGUUGGCGUCCGGCAGCCCGCCGCGGCCAGCGCGCUUCGCCUGGGCGGCAGUGGCGCAGCCCCCCGGGGCCCCGCGAUCCUCCGGGUCGCACAUCCGCACGGGCGAGGAGCCCUGCCCCGCGGGGACCCGGCCGGCCAGGGAGAAGGCGAGAAGGAGAGCCCGAGGCUCGGGGCGACGCCCCCUCCGCCCGCCGCAGAGAGUAGAAAUAAAACAGCCAUCAUGAAAAAGACUUUAAAGAGAAGAGAUGAUCUUUUUAAAAAGAUGUCAGAAGAGACAGAAAACAGGGCAAUAGAAGAAAUUAUAGAUAGGAAUCUCUCAAAAGAUGCAAAAGGAAAUCAAAAUCUAGCACAGACACUGAGAGGUAAAGUAAGAGAGAAACUAAAAAAUGCUAAGAUUAAUCAAGGCGAAAAAUCUUCAAGUCAGCUGCUCACUGAUAUGAAGUGUAAUGUCUUACUGGAUGAAGGUCUUUCAUUUUUCAUCCUGAGUGGAGAAGACGACACCGUUUUGAGCCAGUCUUCAGAGCAGAAACCAGUAAAUGACAAUUACUCCAAGCACUUUUCACUUGAUGAUUUGCAAAAUGUUGCUGAAGGCCAAGAGGAAGACUUUUUAGAAGCGGUCAUGCUAACGGAUUUGCUGGAAGUUAAGGCUGCUGAAUAUGGAGAUGACGAAGAACAAGUGAAGAAAGAAGAGGCGAACAUUUUCAUUCCAAGCAGCUCUCCAGUGGCCAGCCAGUACAAACUACCAAAAGGUAUGAAGCCACGCAUUUUAGAAGAUGAAGGACUCUACAUUCAGAGAAAGCCAGAAACACAUAAAAAGAUCUGCAACAAAAUGGAAAAUCGCCUGCUUAAACUAGAAGAGGGAAAGUGUUGGUUUGACGAAAGUGGAGAAAUAAUGUCAUUGCCUUCACCUAUUCAACUGACUUGGAAUUUCAGACUAAACAUAAGCAAGGGAUUUUUGAAUCCAGGACUAAAGACCAUAUUCAGAAAGGCAGUGAAAUUUGACUUAGGACAAUGUUUUAGGAAUAAAAUUGAAGGCCGAAGGGAAAUAUACCAAUUAGAUCUCAACAUUGUGGGUUUGCAAUUCAGCCACCAUCCUCUCUUCAAUCAAGAACAAGUGCUGUGUGCAAGACUGCUCCAUCUUUGUGAGUGCUUUCAGGAUAGGCAGCAGCAGAAUUUAUCCCAGCUGCUUUAUGAGAAGCUGAAAGCACUGACCGAUGCUAUGAAAUUAGCAAUUGGAAAUUCAGAAAUAAACCAGCUGACUAGAAAAUCUUUGCAAGAUUAUUAUUGGCAGAUAAGAAAUACAAAACAGCUGUAUGUCUCUGAGAGAGAAAAGGACCACUCCCUACUCCACAGUAUAUCACAGACUUGGAAACAGAUAAAAUCCCUUCGACAACAGCAAGGGUUUACCAGUACUCCAAUAAGGUUACAGUUCCAGCGGAUAAAAAUGGAUAAAUGUGAUGAGCAAACACAAGCACAAAUAUCAGAAGUGUCUGAGACUGAGAAAGAAACUGAAGAUAAUCCAUUCUGGAGAGAAGAAGCCCAGGAGAACCUCUUGUCUUCAGCUUCAGAACUUGAAGAAAUAGAUAUUGAAAGAAUAAAGCCAAUUACUUUGAUGCCACAACUUUCUUUCACAGCAGAAUUAACAAACAUACUCAAAUGUUCAUUGCAUGAGCAAAAGAGGAGAGCCAAAAUUCAGAAGCUUAAAUAUUUUAUUAAAAUAUUUUACAAUGAUAAACAGGUUUCUUGCACUUCAGUAUCUCCCCUACAGUUUGAUUUUAAAGUUAUGUUUCAGCAAAUUUUCAAUAUUCAGCUAAUAUAUUGGCCUGAGACAAUUUGCUUGGAGGUUUAUGAAGUAAGUAAAAGGACAAGUUUACUGGCAAAACUGUAUUUACCUUUACCAAACAAGACAGAGCUGAAAGGCAAAACUGUUUUGGAAUAUACAGAAUUUAGUUCUGAUAAGAUGGUUAUUCCUGUGGAUGGAGAAGUAGGAAGCAAUGUGCCUUUUAUUCUUGAGGGAACCAGAACUGAAGAACUUUGUCUUUUGACAUCAGGAAAACUUAGCUAUUCUCUGUCAUGGGCCUUAGAUGAAAAUGGAAUUCCUCUGACACCUGUGUCACAGUCAUUAAGAUCCACAUACUGUAGUGUGCUAAGAAAUGUCAAUGCAAGAGAUAUUCCUGGAAAUCCAUGGCUCGCUAACUCACAAAAGCUCUGUGAUUGGAUAAGUAAAGUCAGAAUUGAUCCAAAUAAUCCAGAGUAUUCCGAUUUAACAGAAUUGAUUAUGAAUAUGAAACAUAAAGGGCAGGAUAUUCCAAAGUAUUUCCGCCUUGAACAAUUGCAGGAUGAAUUUAACUUUGUUUCUGAAGAGGAAAUGAAAAGAAGUAAACGUUUCCAACUUUUACAACUUAGAAAUGCAGGUCAACUAGAUUUCUUUCUUCUGCAGCAAAUGCCCCUCCAUGACAGAGACAUUCCAGAUAUAGUACUCCAGGAGUAUGAAAGUCAAGCGCAGAAGGAAAUAUCCAUUUCAGAUGUGAAUUCUAUUACUGUGCAAAGGAUUAAUUCUAUCAAUUUUCUGAAAAAGGUGAGAAGGUUGACAAUGAAAAAAAUCGUCAAAGUCAGUAAAUUCAGCCUAUCAGAUAUUGUGGCUGAUUAUGAAGAAAUUGUAUCUGCAAGUCAAUUAACAGAUAUAAUUUGUAAGUUUACUGAACCACGAAGAAAGUUAAAGCCUCAGAGGAAAGAAAGAAAAAAAGUUGCAGCACAGACCAUUUCUGAUGGAGAUGUUAAGAUUCUUGUCAGGAUACUAAGGGCCUAUAAUAUUCCGACCAGAAAAACAGUACUUAGUAGGGCUUUCGAUAUGCCUGCUUAUAUGACAUCCUCCAUGUCUCGCCUGAGACAUCAAGAAAUAAUCAAAUCAGUGGCCUCAAAUGAGAUCUUAAUUGAGAUAAUCAAUAGUUAUGAUGUGUUGCAGGAUAUGGUAUACCCCUUUAUAGAAGUUUCUUUUCAACACACUAUAUACCAGACCAAUACUGCAAGUGGAUCUCAUCCAUGUUGGAAUGAAGAAAUUAGUAUAGAUUUCAACUCACCAGGACAUGAUUAUAGCUUCUCAUGUUUAUCUAAAAUAAAAGAUAAUAUAUAUAUAAACAUUUUUGAUGAAGUGAUAAUUGAAAAACAUGAGGAUCAUUGUCUCAAGAGCUGUAGUGCUCACUCAUAUAUAAGAAAGAAUUGGCUUGGUUCCAUCAUCUUCCCUUUCUCUACUCUUCUACAACAAUCUGAGAUUAGUGGGACAUUUCAAGUAAAUAUUCCACCAGUUUUGCUUGGGUAUACAUGGAGUAAGACUUACAUAUCUCCUAAAGAUUACAAUGGUCAGAAUUUAAAAGAAUGUACCUUCUUAAAUAUUUUUGCUACAAUUGAACCUCAGAUAUCAUAUAUCUCCUGUGGUCCAAAACUAGACGAGUUUUCAGAUCAAAUAGAUAUUUUGCAGAGAGCAAAGACUUUUAAAAAGAGUUGCAAGGCAAUGUUUCCCAACCGAAGAAUUGUAACUACUGUUUUUAAUGCUGAUGGGAUACCAGUCGUAGUAACACGAUAUAUCAAGGCAUUAAAUCCACCUCAACAAUUUCUGGAUAUAUUUCUUAAUGACUCUAAGGCAGCACUUGAUCUCAUUGCUUGGUUUGUGUCUUUGAUUCCUUUUAUGACUGAAACAUUGGAUGGAAAUGAUGGCUGUGAUAUAUGGAUGACAUCAGAGUGCUGCAUCGAGUUGGCUGUUGGAAAUAAGGAAGAGCACGCCAUACUUCUCUGUAAUUUCUUUCUGUACUUUGGAAAGAAGGCAUUGGUGCUUCUGGGAACCUCAGUAUUAGAAGGUCAUGUGGCUUAUGUAUUAACUCAAGAAACUAAUGAAUAUUUGCUUUGGAACCCAUCAACUGGGCGAUGUCAUAAGCAGUUUGAUCCAUUUUGUCCCUUACAAAGUGUGGACUGUUUGUUUGAUGAUAGAAAUGUCUGGUUUAAUGUUCAACAAAAUAAUACACCAAUGGCUGUACAUUUUGACUAUUCAAAAGAAAGUUUCUGGAAACAGUUACUUCCAAAGAAUUUUCAGGGAGCAAAAGCACAAAGCAUACAGCCUGAAGAAAUAGUUUAUUCUGAUACUAAUAAAAGCAUGGUAGAAGAUCUAAAGAACAGGAUUGAAAGAACUCUUAAGUGUAAAAUGAUGGAAUGGCGACCUAAACACCCAACACGUUGGAAUCGACAAUGUACUUCUAUUUUGCGACAAAUUCUUCCUAAACUAGAACUUUACACAAGAAGUUUUGUUUCAUUUGAAGAAGACAGUGAAUUUGAAAAACUACAACAAUUUUAUUGGGUCACAGGAUUUCCCAUCCAGAUGCCAUAUACUGAUGUACAGUCAAUUAUUGAUGCUGUGUAUCAGACUGGAAUUCACACUUCUGAAUUUCCCCAGACAGAAUUUGCUUUAGCUGUAUAUAUCCACCCAUAUCCAAACAGCAUAUUAUCUGUGUGGGUCUGCCUGGCUUCCUUGGUCCGACAUCAGUGAAGCAGAAGAAGGGAAAUGAA